CUGUUCAAGGAGGCCAUGAUGGAGGAGCACCAGCCUCUUAUAUCACAGGAGAAUUCCAGUAAAAAUAUUAAGGGCAGUACUGCAUUAUCACUAAAUUAUAAAGAAGAAGAUGAAGAUGUCCUGCAGUGCUCUUCAGGAGAAAACCUAAUUACCAUUAAUGUACACCCAGGACUAAACAGAACAGAUCUAUUCUAUAAUCCCCCUCAUCAUGAGGAACCUUCCCCUGACCAAUUACAGAUUGUUACCACAAAUACAGGUCAGAAAGAGGAUAAAAGGUUUCAGGGUGGUAAAGAGUGUACAGAACAAUCAAGACUUUCUACACACAGAAGAAUUCACACAGCAGAGCAGGAAUGUGGGAAAUGCUUUACAAGUAAAUUAGAUCUUAUUAUACAUGAGAGACGUCAAACAGGAGAGAAACCAUAUUCAUGUUUAGAAUGUGGGAAAUGCUUUACAAGUAAAUCAAAUCUUCUUAUACAUAGGAGAAGUCACACAGGAGAGAAACCAUAUUCAUGUUCAGAAUGUGGGAAAUGUUUUAUGACAAAAUCGUAUCUUGUUAAACAUAAUAAAAUUCACACAGGAGACAAGCCAUAUUUUUGUUCAGAAUGUGGGAAAUAUUUUGCACGUCAAUCAAAUCUUCUUCAACAUAAGAGAAUUCAUACAGGAGAGAAACCAUAUUCAUGUUCAGAAUGUGGGAAAUGUUUUACAAGUAAAUCAUAUCUUGUUCAACAUAAUAGAAUUCACACAGGAGAGAAGCCAUAUUUAUGUUCAGAAUGUGGGAAAUGUUUUAUAGGUAAAUCAGAUCUUCUUCAACAUAAGAGAAUUCAUACAGGAGAGAAGCCGUAUUCAUGUUCAGAAUGUGGGAAAUGUUAUACAAGUAAAUCAUAUCUUGUUAAACAUAAUAGAAUUCACACAGAGAAAGCAUAUUCAUGUUCUGAAUGUGGGAAAUGUUUUACAUAUAAAUCAAGUCUUGCUGAACAUGUAAAAAUUCAUACCGGAGAGAAGCCAUAUUCAUGUUCAGAAUGUGAGAAAUCUUUUACAGUUAAAUCAAAACUUGUUACACAUAAGAGAAUUCACACAGGAGAGAAACCAUAUUCAUGUUCAGAAUGUGGGAAAUGUUUUACAGAUAAAUCAAAACUUGUUACACAUAAGAGAAUUCACACAGGAGAGAGGCCAUAUUCAUGUUCAGAAUGUGAGAAAUGUUUUACAGAUAAAUCAAAACUUGUUACACAUAAGAGAAUUCACACAGGAGAGAAACUAUAUUCAUGUUCAGAAUGUGGGAAAUGUUUUAUAUAUAAAUCAGAUCUUGUUAACCAUAAGAGAAUUCACACAGGAGAGAAGCCAUAUUCAUGUUCAGAAUGUGAGAAAUGUUUUAUAGAUAAAUCAAAACUUGUUACACAUAAGAGAAUUCACACAGGAGAGAAACCAUAUUCAUGUUCAGAAUGUGGGAAAUGUUUUACAUAUAAAUCAGAUCUUGUUAACCAUAAGAGAAUUCACACAGGAGAGAGGCCAUAUUCAUGUUCAGAAUGUGAGAAAUGUUUUAUAAAAAAAUCUGAUCUUGUUAAACAUAAUAGAAUUCACACAGGAGAGAAGCCAUAUUUAUGUUCAGAAUGUGGGAAAUGUUUUAUAGUUAAAUCAAAUCUUCUUCAACAUAAGAGAAUUCAUACAGGAGAGAAGCCAUAUUCAUGUUCAGAAUGUCGGAAAUGUUUUAUGACAAAAUCAGAACUUGUUAAACAUAAUAGAAUUCACACAGGAGAGAAGCCAUAUUUAUGUUCAGAAUGUGGUAAAGCGUUCAAAGGUAAAUCAGAUCUUGUUAUACAUGAGAGACGUCACACAGGAGAGAAACCAUAUUUAUGUUCAGAAUGUGGGAAAUGUUUUACACAUAAAUCAAAUCUUCUUAUACAUAGGAGAAGUCACACAGGAGAGAAACCAUAUUCAUGUUCAGAAUGUGGGAAAUGUUUUUUGACAAAAUCGUAUCUUGUUAAACAUAAUAGAAUUCACACAGGAGAGAAGCCAUAUUUAUGUUCAGAAUGUGGGAAAUGUUUUGCAGAUCAAUCAAAUCUUCUUCAACAUAAGAAAAUUCAUACAGGAGAGAAGCCAUAUUCAUGUUCAGAAUGUGGGAAAUGUUGUACGACAAAAUCAGAUCUUGUUAAACAUAAUAGAAUUCACACAGGAGAGAAGCCAUAUUUAUGUUUAGAAUGUGGGAAAUGUUUUAUAGGUAAAUCAGAUCUUCUUCAACAUAAGAAAAUUCAUACAGGAGAGAAGCCAUAUUCAUGUUCAGAAUGUGGGAAACGUUAUACAAAUAAAUCAUAUCUUGUUAAACAUAAUAGAAUUCACACAGGAGAGAAGCCAUAUUCAUGUUCUGAAUGUGGGAAAUGUUUUUCAAAUAAAUCUAGUCUUGCUGAACAUGCAAGAAUUCAUACUGGAGAGAAGCCAUAUUCAUGUUCUGAAUGUGGAAAAUGUUUUACAAAUAAAUCAAGUCUUGCUGGACAUUCAAGAAUUCAUACUGGAGAGAAGCCAUAUUCAUGUUCAGAAUGUGAGAAAUGUUUUAGAGUUAAAGCAAAACUUGUUACACAUAAGAGAAUUCACACAGGAGAGAAACCAUAUUCUUGUUCAGAAUGUGGGAAAUGUUUUACAAUUAAAUCAAUUCUUGUUAAACAUGAGAAAAUUCACACAGGAGAAAGGCCAUAUUCAUGUUCAGAAUGUGGGAAAUGUUUUACAAAUAAAUCAAUUCUUGUUAAACAUGAGAAAAUUCACAUAGGAGAGAAACCAUAUUCAUGUUCAGAAUGUGGGAAAUGUUUUACACAUAAAUCAUAUCUUGUUAAACAUGAGAAAAUUCACACAGGAGAGAAACCAUAUUCAUGUUCAGAAUGUGGGAAAUGUUUUAUAGAUAAAUCAAAACUUGUUACGCAUAAGAGAAUUCACACAGGAGAGAAACCAUAUUCAUGUUCAGAAUGUGGGAAAUGUUUUAGAGAUAAAUCAGAUCUUGUUAAACAUGAGAGAAUUCACACAGGAGAGAGGCGAUAUUCAUGUUCAGAAUGUAAGAAAUGUUUUAUAACAAAAUCGGUUCUUGUUAAACAUAAUAGAAUUCACACAGGAGAGAAGCCAUAUUUAUGUUCAGAAUGUGGGAAAUGUUUUAUAGGUAAAUCAAAUCUUCUUCAACAUAAAAGAAUUCACACAGGAGAGAGAGGCCAUAUUCAUGUUCAGAAUGUCGGAAAUGUUUUAUGACAAAAUCAGAACUUGUUAAACAUAAUAAUUCACACAGGAUAGAAGCUCAGAGUGUGAGAAUUUUUUUACUACUAAAGAGAAACUUUAGCAUCAGAGAAUUCACACAGGAGAAAAGCUGUUUGAAAAUUAUAUUUUUGAAUAUGGGAAAUGUUACAAGAUCAAAAAAUAAUUUUAGUUUCAAAGGUUAUUUAUUGAGGUUUUAAGACAAUAGAGCUAAUGAUGUCACAUUGGAAUCAUCAAAGUGUAUAAUAAAAGAAAA
Molecule: messenger RNA, 3484 nt
Organism: Bufo bufo (common toad)
Lineage: Eukaryota; Metazoa; Chordata; Amphibia; Anura; Bufonidae
Product: gastrula zinc finger protein XlCGF26.1-like
Exons: 4
Coding region: 16-3225 (1069 amino acids)
Biological process (GO): regulation of transcription by RNA polymerase II
Cellular component (GO): nucleus
Molecular function (GO): DNA-binding transcription activator activity, RNA polymerase II-specific; RNA polymerase II cis-regulatory region sequence-specific DNA binding
Source: RefSeq, a predicted model, not a curated record